Molecule: messenger RNA, 9201 nt
Organism: Clunio marinus
Lineage: Eukaryota; Metazoa; Arthropoda; Insecta; Diptera; Chironomidae
Source: the annotation of a GenBank genome assembly
CGGACGACAUCAUAGUAUUUCUCAAAAAAUCAUAAAGGAUACAAAGUGUGACCCAUAUACAAAGUGCAAUCUGUGACAUUUCUUUUGAUUCUAAAUGAAUUAGUCGAUCCGUGCUUCAAUGGAAAAAAUAAUUAUUCGAAGUGACCUCUCAAUCUAAACAAUGUCUAACGAGGCACUAUGGAUGUCUGACGCCAUGUUGGACUCAUUAAGUUUACAACUUCGGGACGCAGAGUCCCGAAGAGCCGAAGCCGAACGUGCGCAUCAGGAAGCAUUAGCGCAACUCCGAGGAGUUUCAUCUGGUGUAUCUCGAUCUGGAGAUUCUUACGAAACAUUACAAUCUAGAGCUCGUGAAUUGGAGAAAAAGGCUGCAUUAGAAACAGUAAGAUGUGAAGAAUUGCAAUUAGAACUUAAAUCAGCGGUAAAAACAAGGCCAUCGAGUAGGCCAAGUCAAAUCCAAUCAACUGGCACUUCCUUUAUAUCAUCGCGACUUGAUCCCAUAAGUAAAUACACGACAGCUUCAAGUGGAAUCACGGGCAUCAUGUCUCAUAACAGCAAUAACAUAACUGGACUUUCAUCUUUGAGCACAAAUAAUGUGAAAAGUGAAGCGUCAACAGUAACAUGGGCACCAACACCUGACCAAAAAAGCUCAGAAAUUGAUCGGAUCAUGGCCAAGAUCGAACAGGCACGUUUAUCAAUUGCUAAUGACAAUCGUAUACUAGCAGAACUAGAGCAACCAAGAACGACUGGUCCAUCGUCUUACAUCAUGACAUCAUCAGCUUUAGGAACAGGUGCUGGAAUGAGUUCUUCUAUAGUAUCACAACCCCCCAUUAGUUUAUCAAAUAUAUCAACAAAUUUAUCGUCAACUUAUGGUACAACUUCGUCGUAUGGAGCUAGUGGAAAUACAUCAUAUUCGACAACUGCAACGCAUAAUUUAUCACCACUGCCAAUUAGAGCAAAUCAAAUUAGUACCAUGCCACCCCUAUGUCAGAGCUCUACUAUGCCCGUCCUUUCACUACAUAAUACAUAUUCAUUGCCGUCUGGCUCUGCAAGUUAUACAUUAGGAUUAAGUGGAGCUCCUGGUGGUUCAUCUUACACAUAUCCAGCGGUUGGUCAGUCGACAACAACACUUGGUCUUAAUAGUGUAUUGGGUGGUGCAACAGGCUUAUCAAGCGUCAGUUUAGGCGCAAAUGCCGGCCAUUCCAGCUUAUUGAGUACCGGCUUAGGUACCACAGGACUGAAUUUAACUUCAACAAAUCCUUUAAGCAGUGGGGUAACUGGAUUGGGUGGAACUAGUUUAUUGACAUCAUUAGGAUUAGGAUAUAACACAUCAUAUUCAACGUACACGAAUCCAUUAAUAACAUCGGGUGCUAUGAAACUGAAAACAUUAGAUGAUUUUGAUAUCGGCAUCAGUAGAUAUAAUCGCGUUGGUACGCCGUGUUCACCGAUCCCACCGGGUGGUUGGGGUCUAGAUAGCUAUGGAAUUGAUGGAAUUAAUCCAGGAUAUAUGCAUUCGCAAAGUAGGCCAUUAUCACGACUUGGUGGAUUAGAUGGACUUGAUGGUCGUUCACAUGGUUUAACAUUAAACGGCAAUGGUGAACCACAAGUCGAUAUGUUAGACAUACCGGGAAAAGGACGAUGUUGCGUAUUUAUUGCUAGAUUUUCCUAUGAUCCACCAGAUGUUGAAGGAUCAGAAGGAGAACUAGCAUUAUGUGCUGGGGAUUAUUUGUUAGUAUGGGGAAAUGGGGAGCCACAUAGUGGCUAUUAUGAUGCCGAAUUAUUAGAUGGCAGACGAGGUCUCGUACCAGCAUCAUUUUUACAAAGACUUGUCGGUGAUGAUUUAUUAGAGUUUCACCAAGCUGUUGUGUCAACGUUACGUGACGCAGAUGAUGUUCCCAUACCAUUAGAUCCGGCUCCAAUGAUUCCACAUACACAUAGUACUCAUACUGCGAUGCUUCCGCCGAUAAACGAUGAUCUUGGAAGAAUUAGUGAUACUGUUAAUACAGAUCAAGAUCCAGAAGAUGAUGUGGACCCAGCUGCUGACUUUAUGUUCUCCGAUUUAGUUCCCGCUCCAAGGCAUUUGACACUUGAAAGACAACUCAACAAGAGCGUUCUUAUUGGAUGGAAUCCACCUGAUCAAUAUGGACAUCAUCAAAUUGAGAGUUACCAUGUCUAUGUUGAUGGAAAUAUAAAGGUUACUGUGAAAGCUGCUGAGAGAACGAGAGCGUUAGUUGAAGGAGUUGAUUGUAAUCGACCACAUAGAGUCAGUGUUCGAAGCGUCACAGCCAAUAGAAGAACAUCAAGAGAUGCUGCAUGCACGAUGAUAAUUGGCCGUGAUGUGUCACAUUUGGGACCAACAAAUGUUAAGGCUACCAACAUAACUUGCUCAAGUGCAGUCAUAUCAUGGCUUCCUGCCAACUCCAAUCAUCAACAUGUGGUCUGUGUGAACAAUGUUGAAGUUAGAACAUUGAAGCCAGGAGUGUACAGACAUACAAUAACAGGGCUUUCACCAAGCACGCAAUAUAGAGUAACAGUUCGUGCAAAACAACUCAGAGCACCUGGUCAACAACCACAGCCACCGCCUAUAAGCGGACCAUUACCACAUGAACUAGAAGCACCAGGUGCUUAUACUGAUUUCAGGACUCUCGCCAAAGGAUUACCAGAUCCACCUCAAGAAAUUCAAGUGGAGCCUGGACCUCAGGACGGAACACUGUUGGUUACAUGGCAGCCAGUUUCUAGACCACCAGCUGGUGCUUCUGGCCCAGUAACUGGCUACGCUGUGUAUGCUGACGGUAAAAAAGUUACUGAUGUAGAUUCUCCAACUGGUGAUCACGCUUUAAUAGAUAUAACAAAACUAGUUGGAAUAAAUCCCCAAGCUGUUACUGUUCGCACCAAAUCACGUGAUGCACAGUCUGGUGAUAGUAUGGCGACACCAAUUCCACGAUAUUAUGAUUCUAAUGUAUUUUAUGAUCGUGAUUAUUAUUGCAAUCAAGAUGUCGUAAGAAAUGCUGCAAGAAUGAGACAAAAUCAAAAACAAACGCAACAAUUACCACAAAAUCCUCAACAGCAGCAACAGCAACAACAAAUGGCGAUGCAGCAACAGAAAAUGAUGGGUGGCCCAAAUGGACCUAAACCAAUGGACAAAAAUCUCGGUAACAUGCAGCAAAUGCAGAAUCUUCCAGGACAAAAAAACAAGCCGAACCAAUUGAAAACACAAAAACAUGCUAAUAAUCAGCGUGGCAGUUCCGGAAGCAUUCCAUCAAUUGAAAUUACAAAAGAAAAUAUUGACACUGGUGAUUAUAUUAGCGAUGAAAGUGAAUAUCAAGAGGGUGGAAAUGGAGACAGAGGUGUUUGUAACAAUAAUUUGACUAAUAAUGAGCCACCUUCUCCAUUGCCCUCUUACGCUCAACAUCAAUCGCCCCAGCAUCAAUAUCAUCAACCUCAGACCCAAGGUGGAAUGCAUAACAUGCAAGGCGGAAUGCAGGGCAUGCAAGGUAUGCAAGGUGGGAUGCAGGGCAUGCAAAGUGGAAUGCAAAGUAACAUGCCUGGUGGCAUGCAAAGUAAUAUGCCUGGUGGCAUGCAAAGUAAUAUGCCUGGCGGAAUGCAAAGUAACAUGCCGGGCGGAAUGCAAAGCAACAUGCCUGGCGGAAUGCAAAGCAACAUGCCGGGUGGAAUGCAAAGCAACAUGCCUGGGGGAAUGCAAAGCAACAUACAUGGGGCUAUGCAAAGUAAUAUGCCUGGGGGGAUGCAAAGCAAUAUGAGUGGAGUUUUGUCUGGAAACAUGCAAAGUAAUUUACAGGGUGGAAUGCAAAAUUUACAAGGUGGAGUUCAAAGUGGAAUACAAAGAGGCGGAAUGAUGCAAAACCUACAAGGGCCUCGUCCCCAGAAUCCUGGUGUAGGAAUCAAUCAACCUGGUAUAAACCAGCCUGGAAUAAAUCAGAAUCAAAUGCAACAAAGUAGGAUGCCUUUACAACCUGGACAAACACGUGGUCAAGUGCCCAAUCAACAGCGAAAACUUCGAUAUUUUUUGGCAUUGUUUGAUUACGAUCCAAUUACAAUGAGUCCCAAUCCUGAUAGUUGUGAAGAAGAGCUGCCUUUUAGAGAAGGAGAUACUAUAAAGGUAUACGGAGAUAAAGAUCCCGAUGGAUUUUACUGGGGAGAGUUAAGAGGUCGUCGUGGAUAUGUUCCCCAUAAUAUGGUUCAAGAGAUUGAAGAUGGUGCUGUUGGUCAUACCGGACCUCGCCAACCAAGUGUGAGAGGUAUAAGCAGAGAUCGAUGGGGAGAUAUCUAUGCAAAUAUGCCAGUUCGAAGAAUGGUUGCUCUCUAUGACUAUGAUCCUCAGGAACUUAGCCCUAAUGUUGAUGCAGAGCAGGUCGAAUUGAGUUUUCAAACAGGUCAAAUCAUCCUUGUCUAUGGAGACAUGGAUGAAGAUGGUUUCUAUAUGGGUGAGCUAGAUGGCAUUCGUGGUCUUGUUCCAUCAAACUUCUUGACUGAUGCUGACAGUCAUCAAGGAGGCCCCAGUGCAGCAAGCGUUGCUCAACGAACUUUAGCAAAUCGAGGUCGAGGAAUAAUGACAGGGCCAGGAGCGCGAGGGCCACCACCUCCACCUCGUGACAACAUGAUGAUGGGUGGUAUGAAUCAACGAAAAGACAACACGGGCCACCCUGCCCCAGAUCAACAAAUUCAGGGGAUAUCGGGCGUGACCGGUGGUAAUAUGCUAAACCGAACACCACAACAACAAAAUAUGAUGGGACCCAACAGAACGCCACAGAUUGCAUCACAGCAACAGUCACAAAAUAUGAUGGGUCCAAAUCGCAAUCAACAGCAGCAACUUAUAGGGGCCAACACAAAUAUGAAUAUGCAACAGAGUAAUAUGAACAUGCAAAAUAGUAUGCAACAACAAGCUAACAUUAGUGGUCCUCAACAACUUCAACAACAGCAACAACAACAAAAUAUGAUGAAUAUGCGCGGCAAUAUGCAACAGCAGCAACAACCACCUAUUACUACAUCACAAUCAACAGGUCUUUUUUCAUCGUCAUUGUUCAGUGGCCCAGCAAAUGCGACAGGUUCAAUGUUCGGUGGAAAUCGAGCAGCUGGGCCGCAAGUACUUCCUGGCCAAGGUGCUUUUGGACAGCAACAACAACAGGGCCAACAACCAGGUCAAAUGGGUAUGGGACAACAAGGUCAACCAGCAAGUAUGUUGCAAAAAUUGGGUGAUAUUGCUAGUGCCGCGCCAGGUGGCGAAAUGUUAUCCAAAGGUAAAGAGUUAAUAUUUAUGAAAUUUGGAUUAGGUGGGAAAUAACCCAAACCGAUGAAACAAUCUAGUUUAUCAAAUUAUAAAAUAGUCAUUCAAAUUAAUUGUUUAAUAUAUCUAUAAAGAACAUGCUGAGUAAAAUAUAAGUAAAUCAUACAACAAAAAGAAAAAGAAGAUAAAAAAACAGAAACAAAUACUAAUUAGUGUACUCAAAACGUUAUUCUAUUGAUAAUAUGAAAAUGAGAUUUAAAAUUAAAUAACUUACAAAUGAUGAAGUAACCUAUCAACCUGUAAUAUAUCGAAUAAAAUAUAAAUAUAUAUAUACGUAUAUAUAUUUACUCUUGUGUUACUUCUUAUUGAUGAUACGAGGUUUGUGAAAAUUAACUAUUGUAUAAUAUUAAUGUUACUGAAGCAAACCAACAUAAUUGAGAAUUAGUCAAGAAAUUUUCAUUUUUGUUUUCUUCAGAAAAUGCGAGACAAGAACCAGAGAUAAACAUUGUUUCUAGAUUGGAUAGAUUACUCAUAAUAGAAGAGUUCAUGAACAAUAAUCGUUAUUAAACCCUAUUCUCCCUCUAAAUUAAAUGAAAAAAAAGAAAGAAAGAAGAAGAAAGAUUAAAGAAAUUAAAGAUAAAGUUAUAUAUCCGAAAAAAAGAAAACUUUACGCACAUUCUAAUGAAAAUGCUUCUGCAAUGUGAAAAAGAGAAAUAAGUUGAACUUGUUACUUUUUACUUUUUUAGUCUAUUCCUAAUACCAAUUUCAUUGAUGAUAUAUUGAAGAGAGCAAAAUUAUUAAAUUUGUUAAGUACUUGCUAUAGGGCUUAAUACGAGAAGUGAAACUAGUUAUUAUACAAUCAACUUCUUUCUCAAAAUGUAAACACGAAUCUAAAUAUUAUUCAAUCAAUAAUUAAACAAAGAAAUAUUAUUAAAAAUAAAGUUAUUGAAAUUGAAGCACAAUUAGAGCAAAAUGUAAAGAUGAAAUUGAUUGUAUUUAACAUGCAGGAAUUUAAUGAAGCUUUUUCUACAAUCUCAGAGCUUUUAGAUUCUUUAAAUUUUAGAGCUGAAUUCCAAUAUCUAUGUAGUCAGAUAAAAUAAAUUUGUGCCCAUUUUAAAUUGCAUUUUGGAUUGGAACUUUACAAGUUCUAAUAAUUGAAUCAUAGCAUUCCUCAAAAAGUUAAAAACUUCAUUUUCUAAUUCGGUUUAGUUUCUUUUAGGUGAAAAAAGUUUAAAAGGAUUAAAGAAGUUUAGUUGAAAAGUGUCAGAUACAUUCGCCAAUUAUCCUACUUAGAUCCGAAACAUCACAAAGGUGAAUUUCUGAACCUUAUCAUUUUGCGAAUGGAGAACAACAAGAGUAUUUUAACUCACGCUCAAUAAAUAUUUCCUUUGAUAGUCAAAGUUCUCAUAAAAUUCUGAUUUUUGUUUAUUUAGUCAUCCGUUUAAAAACAGUUGUGAGAAUAAUGUUGGUUUUCAUUCCUUUUUUAAACAAAACAAUCGAAACAGUGACAAAUAGCUUUUAUAAUAUAAAACAUAUAAACAGAAAAUAGAACUACCUAGUCAUACAUUUACUCGUGUCUUAAGUCUUUUUCUUUACCUUUUUGAUUUAUGGAGGUGGAUGAAAUAUUAAAUAAUGCAUUUAUAAGUUCUUUUUCAAGAAAAUUCCUUGCUUUCUUAUAUUCAUAUUUAAUAGCGAAAGUAUCAAAAAAGAGGAAGAAAUUUUCAUGUAAUUCAAAAAGCAAAUCGUGUAAUUUGUUUCAUCGUUGUUGAGUUUAGUUACAGUUUCACAGGGAAUAGUAAAUUUAUAUAAAAAUACUAUCAAAAUAUCGGUCGCUUAUUUUUUUCCUCAAUGUUAUUUAUCACAUGUUCAUACAAUUAUAUUUUAAUCAUACAAUAAAUAAAAUAACUUGUAAAUGAAAACAAAAAUCUUUUUGGUGCCUUCUAAAUGUUGAAAGCCGUAUCUUUUUCUACGUACUAACUUGAGCAUUUAUAACUUAUUUUAUUUCCACUUUCGUAAAGAUUGAAUCGGGACUAUAUCUUAAGUAAUUUUCUUCUUUCUUUCAUCUAUCUAAUCUAUGCAUUCUCUAAACAUAUCAUUAAACUUCUAAACAAUUUUACCUGUUUGCAAAGGAAUCCUUAAGAUUUAUAGGUUGGCUCGAGGUUGAACUUAGAUUUAAAUUAAAAUAAAAGAAAAUGAAAAAUCAAUUUAAGUUUCUUCAACUAAGAAAUCAAAAUUUAUAUUAAAAAUGUCUCACUGCCAAAAGAUUUCAUUUCUCUUUGCUUUAAAAAUUAUCUAAACUAAAUGAAAUUUCCUCUACUUAUUAAGUUUCUUUUAAAAAGUUGUUACAAAUCAUGAUCCAAAGUUCAUGACUAAGUAUAUAUUUCAACAAAAAAAGACAAUACAUUUAAUAAACUUUUAAUGCUGAAUUUUACCCUCUUAAUGAUGAAAAUGAAGGAAAUGUUACCUGGAAUGUAGUCUAGCUAGAGACAUUUUGAAAUCUUUGAAUGCAUCACGAUGUAAAUCAAGGUUGACAAAUUAAAUUAAUCAUAGAUAUUCAUGCUUUUUUUCCAAAUGUUCUUUCUUCGGAAAAAUUAAUCAUUUUAUAUAUUGACUUUACUGAACUUUCCAAUGAUAAAUUAUUAUUAUUAUUUAUCAAAUAUUGUAUCAGCAUUAGUAAAUUUAGCCAUUUACCUUCGAUAUCAUAAUCUUUAUAGAAUAAAAACAUUGAGGAGGCAAAAAUCUGCGUGCUUUGAAAAUCAUAAGCUAUGAAAUCUAUUCAAAGUAUUCAAUUUUAUGCAAUUAUAAGCUUGAAAAUUCAUUAUGUAUAAAUAAACAUAUCAUGCAACUCUAUACAUUUUGCUCUGUUCCGUAUAAUGGAAGUAACAGAUUUUCCGAUCUCUUCAUUUAAAGGCUUCUCGAAAAUUUCACCAAGAGCUUUUAUUCUAAUAUUCUAGUCACUUUUGAAAAUUGCUUAAGCCUUUUGCAAAGGACAUCCAGAAAAUUGAACCAUUAUUUCAUAUUUUUAUGGAAUGGUUGUUGAGGAAUGGCCAUUGAAUUAAACCUUUCUUCAUAAACUUAUAACCGACUAUUAAAAAAUUCUUCACUAAACGAUAACAAAGCAAAAAAAUAAAAUCUUGAGACCUUGAGUGAUAAGUGUUAAAUAGAAUGAAAUUUAAAACAAAAAAAUGAGAAAUAAAUGCGAUAGUUUAAAUUGUAAAUCAAAUGAAAUUAAUUCGAUAAAAGAUUCUUCAAAAGCAUAUAAAUAAUAAAAAUAAUAAAAGAAGAAAUUAAACAAAUGCUGUUGAUAAGGUAAGAAAAGAAAUUAAAAUUGAAUAAAACUUUAUAUAAAAAGAUUUAUUGAGUGGUAAAAAUGAUAUUUGUGCUAAAUAUGGAUGUUAAAACUCAAAAAUAAACACUCAAUUUGCAGCUAACAAAUAACUCAUCAAUUCAACUUACUUUUCAUUGUGAACAUUUUCAGUUGAUUCCUUUUUAAUGAACGCCAAAAUAAAAAAUUCACUCCAUUUUCCCUUUGAAACCAUCUUACUGAUCGAAUCGUUUUUCUGCCAACAAAAUAAACUUGAAUAAAUUGUACAGCAUAACAAAAACAAAAUGAAAUUUUAUGCAAACAAAGACAAAGGAAAAAUAUGCUCUGAAUUAUUAUUUGUCCAAGCAAAUGUGUAGAAAAAAUAUUUGAGAACCGUUUUUGAAAGUUUCUUCUUUAAAUGAAAGAAAAUAAUUUGCAGAUCGUGAACAAUGUGGAAAAUGUUAAAGGGAAAACUUUCAAAUAUUGGAACCUGAAACUGAAUUGGAAAAACACACACCCAAAAACCAAUAAGAAAUAAUCAAAAAAUGAAACAAAAUAUGUGAAGAAAUUAACAUCCUUAAGAACAACUGAAUAUUCUCUUUCAUUGAAAAAUAUAAUAAAUGAAAUCAAAACAAAAAAUAUUAAAAAUCAAUAA